AUGCCAUCUUCUCUGAGUCUGACGUCUUCCUUCCAAUCUUCUGAUCUUCCAAUGAGGUUAUCGAAGGUCCUUGUGUUCUUAGCGCUGGUUACCGUUCUCCACGAAUCCACGCAAUCCAGGUGCCGCCUAGAGAAGCAGAAUAUUGAGUCCUUCUGGAAGGACGGGGACGUCGUCAUCGGGGUCAUCACAUUGAUCCAUUCCACCAUUUAUCAGCCGCAUGUGACCUAUCAGGAGAAACCACGAGCUGCAUCUUGUGAAGAGUAUUAUCGGGAUGUGCUGGCCGUAAUAUUCGCCAUCGAGGAGAUCAAUCAGAACAGGAACCUCCUGCCAAACCUGACUUUGGGUUUUGAUAUAUUUGACUCGUGUGUGUCGGAGGCGAGAGCCAUUCAGGCCACCAUGAUGUUGCUGUGGGAGAAGAAGGACUUGGUCUCUGAUGGUCUCGGAGGCUGGAAGCUUCCAUUCCUAGCCGGUAUUGUUGGAGAUUCGAUGUCAACUUUAUCCAUCCCGAUUGCCAGGAUAGCGGGUCUGUGCAAUUACCCUCAGGUUAGUUUUGGUGCUUUUGAUCCAGAUUUGGGUGACAGGAUUCAGUUCCCCUCCUUCCUCCGCACGGUGCCCAACGAGAAAAUCCAGAACAAAGCCAUUUCUCAGCUGCUAAAACAUCUGGAGUGGACCUGGGUUGGGAUCCUGACCAGAGACGACGACUUGGGGGUUCUAGACGGACAAAACCUGAAAGACGAGAUUCGCCUGAACCACGGCUGCGUGGCCUUCCUGGAGAAAAUCCAUUACCGUUACGCCCCUCAAAAAAUCAAAAAAAUCCUGGAGGUCGUUAUGAAUUCCACCGCGGUCGCCGUCGUUGUGUACUGCGAGGAGAUGCACGUCAAGCCCCUCCUGGACAUGAUGUCAGAGAGCGGGAAAAAGGGCAAAAUCUGGAUCUACACCUUGUGCUUUACAUUCAUUCCGGGAAUGUUUUCGGAAAGCCACGCCCGAUUGCUGAACGGUUCCAUCGGUCUGGUUCUACACAGUGAGCCCAUGCCUCAGUUCGGCCGAUAUCUCCGCCAUCUUCAUCCAUCCAGAUACACAGGCGACAUCUUUAUGAAGCAUUUUUGGGAAAUUGUCUUUGAUUGCCAAUGGCGUGCCGAUGGAAAUGGCGCGAAUGAUAGCGACAGUAUUAAACUUUGUACAGGGGAGGAGAGAUUGGGUGAGGUGGACUUCCUUUUUGAACUGACCGAUCUGAGUUAUACCUUCCAGGCCUACAUCGCGGUCUACGCCUUUGCUCACGCUCUUCAUAACCUCUUACAUUGUACAAAUCAGACUUUGACUUCUGGGAGCUGCAACCAGGAAAAUCUUCUGCCCUGGAAGGUCUUCAGACAACUGAAGAAAGUCUUCUUCAGGACCCAGUCCGGGGAUGACGUGUUCUUCAAUGAGAUUGGAGAAGUUCCGGCAAUGUUCGAUAUCAUGAAUCUGCAGAUCUUCCCCAAUGACGAGUACAGAUUGGUCAAAGUGGGUCGAUAUGAUUCCCGAGAACCUCAAGAUAAACAGAUCUCUCUACACACCGGCUCUGUGAUAUGGAACCCGGAAUACACACAGGUGCCGCAGUCGGUGUGCAGUGAGAUGUGUGCGCCGGGAUAUAGAAAGGUGUCGGUCAAAGAUCGGCCGAUCUGCUGUUUCCAGUGUGUCCCGUGUUCCCUCGGAGAGAUCGCCAAUGAAACAGAUGCGACAGUUUGUACGAAGUGUCCUGAUGACCAAUGGCCCAGUGAGCAGCAGGACAGUUGUCUCCUGAAGAUGAUCCAGUUCUUAUCCUACGGGGAUACGAUGGGCGUCUCUUUGGCCGCAGUCUCUGUUACCUUCUCAAUGACUGGCCUCUCAGUGUUGUGUAUAUUCCGGAAGUUCUCCGAGACUCCGGUGGUCAAAGCCAACAACAGAAACCUCAGUUACGUCAUCCUUGUAGGCCUCAUUGUGUGCUUCCUGUCCACCUUCUUAUUCAUUGGCUACCCUUCCCCCAUCAUCUGCUAUAUUCGGCAGGUUAUUUUCGGGAUAAACUUCUCUGUGGUUGUCUCCGGCAUGUUGGCCAAGACCAUAACUGUGAUUCUAAUUUUCCAGUCCACCAAGCCUGGCUCAAUGGGCAAACGUUUGGACUCCAGAAUCUCCAACGUCGUCGUAUGCUUCUGCCCGCUUUUUCAAGUGGCCAUCUGUGUGGUUUGGCUCGGGACAUCCCCCCCGUACCCGGAAUUAAACGUGACUUCCAAAGCAGACGCCAUCAUCGCAGAAUGCAACGAGGGCUCCAACUUCUUCUUUUACGGCAUGUUGGGUUAUAUGGGCUUUUUAGCCACCAUAAGUUUCCUAGUGGCCUUUCUGUCUAGGAAGCUCCCGGACAGUUUCAAUGAAGGGCAAUAUAUCACUUUUAGUAUGUUUGCAUUUCUUAGUGUCUGGGUGUGUUUUAUUCCGGCUUACCUGAGCUCAGAGGGGGAGGACAUGGUCAUUGUGGAAGUCUUUGCCAUACUGGCCUCCAGUGCCAGCUUGUUGGCUUGUCUUUUUUUCCCCAAGUGCUACAUUAUCUUGUUCCGUCCUGAAAUGAACACCAAGCAGUAUGUACGGGGAAAGCAGUAACCCUGGACCC
Messenger RNA from Rana temporaria (common frog), 2617 nucleotides. Its product is annotated as vomeronasal type-2 receptor 26-like. Gene Ontology annotation, cellular component: membrane. Bases 1 to 2607 code for a protein of 868 amino acids. The record is from RefSeq and is a predicted model, not a curated record. NCBI's taxonomy places the organism in Eukaryota, Metazoa, Chordata, Amphibia, Anura, Ranidae. Gene Ontology annotation, biological process: G protein-coupled receptor signaling pathway. The transcript is spliced from 6 exons. Gene Ontology annotation, molecular function: G protein-coupled receptor activity.